This is a messenger RNA of Bipolaris maydis ATCC 48331, 195 nucleotides long. The record is from RefSeq and is a predicted model, not a curated record. Lineage: Eukaryota; Fungi; Ascomycota; Dothideomycetes; Pleosporales; Pleosporaceae.
CAGGCCAUCGGCAACAAGAAAUUUUUCCUCGCGAAGGGUACUCUCGAAGUCAUACAGCAGCUGCCAUCCAACACCCGCAUUCCAGACGACCACUUCUUUGACGUUGCCAUAGCAGCCCACGACUUCAUUAUUCAGGCCAUCGGCAACAAGGAAUUACACCUCGCAGACUUGGCUCUUGAAGUCAUACAGAAGCUG